Messenger RNA from Bipolaris victoriae FI3, 795 nucleotides. RefSeq lists its product as hypothetical. Lineage: Eukaryota; Fungi; Ascomycota; Dothideomycetes; Pleosporales; Pleosporaceae. The transcript has 3 exons. The record is from RefSeq and is a predicted model, not a curated record. Bases 1 to 795 code for a protein of 264 amino acids.
AUGCAUCUAAGCCUAUCACGACAUUGCCCCCAUGGGGGAACCGUACCGCCACGUAGGAUUUCCAUUCUUUAUCUCUUAGGAGCUGCUCUCUUAGUGUUCGGGGGGAAUGGCGGUCCCACUCCGUAUUCUGGGCGCCCAGCACCACACCUACUUUACACUAGCUUUGCGAUGUUCAAAAGCCGACGUGGAGAAAAACCCCGGAUAGAGGAGAAUCCACCUGCACCACUCCACCCACCCAACCUCGCAGGAACGGGCAUUGGCGGGCGAACUCCGGAAGAUUUCAUGCUCCUUACUCUAGACAUGGGCUUGGUAGGUGGGCCGAGUUACAUUGGCAACGCUCACAACCGCCUUGGCAAGGCUAAGUACUGCGUACAAUCCAAGCGCUGUGGUUACCGCUACUCUUUAAUCUGUGCGGCCGAACAAAUUCCGCGAGUCGAUCUAGAAGCUGACCCUCCUCCCACGUGUUUGCUGGCCACUGACAGUGAAUGUUGUUUAGUGGAGUUGAGAGUGCUUAGUGGCAAAAAAGUGCCCUUGCUUAUGGCCGGAGAGUGUUGCUUUUGCGUGAUUAAGGCGCAGAGCACAGUUGACGUCGGUGUAGGGACAAUUUCUCGCGCCCUAGCUGUCCAUGCGGCAUCAAUCAAGCAAUGCCAAACCUCAAACCCGCUAAGUCCAAGUCUUGACUUGUGGGCGCAGCGGAGGCAGCCCUUCGACUGGUGGCACUUUUGCGCCACUGGCACCCAUGCUUCUAGAUUCCGGCCACCGGGUGUUUCAUCGCGUGUUGACGUUUCGCUCUAG